Messenger RNA from Danio rerio (zebrafish), 7971 nucleotides. The record is from RefSeq and is a predicted model, not a curated record. NCBI's taxonomy places the organism in Eukaryota, Metazoa, Chordata, Actinopteri, Cypriniformes, Danionidae.
UUGAAAUAAAGUUUAAAGCGGCGCGUUUGAAGAGAAGCGCGCGCAGGAAGCGGCUCAGCUGUAUUUCUGUUGGCUGAGUGCAGACCCUGCCCUGAUUGCCUUAUAUCCAUGUCUAUUGACGUGUAGAGAGCAGAUGGAGGCAGAGGGACUGAUCUGAUCUCUAGUCCUCAGAGGUCAUUCUCGCUACAGUUACAGCCACUUGUUGCCAAAUCGCUCCGAGAGCGCGAGCGCGUCGCGAAACCGUUUUCGAAAAGAGCGAUUUAUUUGCGUUCGCGGCACACUUCUAGAUGUUAAGACUGGACUACAACCACUUCUGACUUUGUUUGGGGAAAAAGGUCACUUUUGAGCACAUUCGUCGCAUUUGACGGGAGAAGCAUGGUUGACAACACAAGCAUAGCGACUAAAUCUGCACUGCAAGCCGCGUUCUCGUCGGCGAGCAGCCUUCCUCUGCUGGUCAGCUCCCCCGGCGCGCACGGUCAGUCGGGCGGCGGUGGCGGGAUGAAGCUGGAGGCGGUCAUGGAGAACCUGCAGCGGCAGCAGGCGGCUCGACUCGCCCUGGAGGAGAAGCUCCGCCAAGCCGAAAAGGAGAAAGACAUCAGGUCUAUGGUAGAGUCACAGAUUCAACAGCAAGCUCUGGCAUUCCGCCACUACCAAGCAGCCGUCAGGGGAGCGUUCGCCGCGGGAGUCCCGAACUCGAGCUCCGGGCACCCGCUUGAGCGCAGAGCCGAGUCCGAUAUCGAUGAUGAAGAUGAUGAGGAUGACGACCCGGAGCUGGACCGCGGCAUGGACGAUGAAGAGCGCGACAUGGACGAAGAUGACAGUAUGAACGAGGGUGGAGGGGAUGAAGACUUGGAAGGACCCCUUGCUCAUUACCCACCUCGCCACGCUGUUUAUCCAGGUGCCGGUCAGAGUCCAAAAAGUACCCCGAUACAUCUGUCCAGAGUCCAACCUCCGUAUCCAGCUCCCAGACAGGCGGAAUCGCCGAGUGCUUUGGCUCCACAAGCGCAGUCGCAGCACCACGAAUGGACUUAUGAGGAACAGUUCAAACAGUCAGGCCAAGGCAGCGGGCCAGGGAGGAAGCUGAAAGAUUCGAGUGUUGCUUUCGGUGGCGGUGGCUCUUCGUCUCUGAUUCAGGAGCUGUACGAACUAGACGAUGAUGAGAAGAGGAAGGAGUUUCUUGACGAUCUCUUCAGUUUCAUGCAGAAAAGAGGGACUCCAGUGAAUCGGAUUCCUAUCAUGGCCAAGCAGGUGUUGGAUCUCUACACUCUCUACAAGCUUGUCACAGAAAAAGGCGGCUUAGUGGAAGUCAUCAAUAAGAAAAUAUGGCGCGAGAUUACCAAAGGCCUGAACCUCCCUACCUCCAUCACCAGUGCGGCUUUCACUCUCCGAACGCAGUAUAUGAAGUACCUCUACCCUUACGAAUGUGAAAAGCGUGGGCUGAGCUCUCCCGGGGAGCUGCAGGCAGCUAUCGACAGCAACCGUCGUGAAGGGCGGAGACAGAGUUAUGGCUCCACCCUCUUCAAUUACUCCCCCGUGGGCACCCCGACACUGCUGGCAUCCCCAAAACUCCAGAUGCCCCAUAUCAGCAUGCCCACCCCUAAUGGCGGACACAUGACCCAGACCCCCGGCAUCAAGAAAGAGGACUCUAUGCUGUCCAGCUGCCUGACGAACAGGGUGGGCAUCCCCAUGUCUCUGGCUGGGCAUCACAGUGCGGCUCAGGCGGCAGCAGCAGCAGCGGUCCAGGCGGCUGCUCUGGAACAGCUGCGGGAGAAGCUGGAGUCUGGAGAACCACCAGAGAAGAAGGUGAUGCUCAUGGCGGAGGAGCAGCAGAGGAUCAUGCAGCACGCACUGCAGCAGAACCUCUUCGCCAUGGCCACACAGCUGCCCAUGAACAUUAAGCUCAACAACAGAGAUGAUAGACAAGAGACUGCAUUGAACCUGUCUACCAACGGCAUUAGCAGCAUCAACAUGUCAAUAGAAAUAAAUGGGGUUGUCUACACAGGGGUUUUGUUUGCCCGUAAGCCAGCCAUUGGCUUCAUGCCCAGCAGCCAGCGAGUCCAUCACCAACACAGCUCUCAGGGAAAGAGCAACAGCCCGGGGCUCAGCAGCCACAUUCAGCCGUCCUCCUCUGCCUCCUCCAGCGCAUCCUCACACGGACCAGCCACCUCCCCAUGAGCCUCAUCCCGGCCCACAACACCUCACUUCACUCACUCUCCCCCACCGGCCGGCUGCAGACAAGGCAGGGUCUUUAGGUCAUUCUGUUGGACCACUUAUUUCUGUCUCCUUCAAUGUACACUUUUUACUGUUUUUUAACCCUCCCUCUGCAAAUUAGGACAGGAGCGUCCAUCACCCCAAAAAAAACUUCCAUUAAAACAGCUAAUAGCCGCACAUUUAAAGUGUGUUACAUUUACAUAUGCAGCGAGUUGCAGCUUUUUGUUUUUUUCUAAGGACGCCGUAUUCAGUGCGGAGCCACUAAACUGCGUGACAAUGCCAUGAACACAAGAAGCGCAGUGAUGCUUCAGAGGACGGGCACUGACCUGCUUCCAUCUUCACUUUCCUACACAAUCCUGAAUUUUUUGGCACAGGAGUCCAAACUCUUCUUCGCCUUCACUUGUUGCAUUCUUGAAACAAACAGCAAGAGCUACUAUCAGCUAUUACCAAAGAGAAUAAGAGCAACGUAGUAAUGUUUUUUAAUCCACUUCAUCACACAUAUCUGAUGUCAUUGCAAACUAUCAGUCGCCAUAGUUACAGUAAUUAUCAAGCGUUUCGAUUUGAAUCAAAGCACAUCCCAUUUAACUUGGGCAUCAAAUCGUCAGGGAGAAAAAGUUAUUUAAUGUAUUAUUGUCACACCCGUUUACGAGACUGGGAGAAUCAUAAAUGCUUGCCGGAUGUGCAAGAUGUAUAGCUUGAUAUUGAAGAAAGCAGACAGGAUUAUGUCUGCUCUCGUGACUGGUUUUGGCCUGCGGCCGUGGCGAAAUAUAUUCCAUUGAUUGGUGAGUUAUUUGGGGAACACUUGUCGACAAUGUUUAAAGGUUUUCCAGCACCUCAGCUCGUGUUUUAUAGCAAAGUGUUCAUUGAAUGGUUAGAGUAGACGGGAAAAACGGGUCACACCAGUUAAUACAGGUUUCAGAAGUCGGGGGUCAAAAGAUAUUGUGACAUGUGACUGAGCUGGACGUUGAUCAACUAGUUGAGAGGCUCUUGAGAAGAAGAUUAUGUGGUGUGAAUAGGCUGAAUGUGGCUCAUCGUAGGCAUCAGUUCAUCAGGCAAGAUCUCUGUUGUGAAUAGAAUUCAUUUUUCAUCAAGUUUUCAACAAUGCACUUGCAUUUGAGAGUUCACCUCUCGUCCUUUAUUCCAUUCUCCAUUUUGUUGUGUUGCUCAAACACUUUCUUUUCCCCUCUCUUUUCACUUGGCAGAGAAAUGGGAGGAUGUUAUUGUGUCAUUUUCUUUUUAGAAUUCAGUAGAUGAUUUCAAGUUGUAUUUAUUAUUAUUACUUUUAUUCUCUUGCUUUCGUGUCGAACCUUGGGCUGCUUUCAGCAACAUCGCUUUUAUUUAACAAAGAAAAGAAAGUCAUGUUACAGCCCAAUACCUCACAAAUCCUGCAAACCUGUACACGGAUGAUAGAUUAUGAAAACAAGAUAUACCUCAUUUAUUUCAUUUCUCUUAUUUUUAUUGUGAAGCCACUUGAAAAAUGAUGUUUUUUCAACAAAUCACUGGAUUAUUCUUUUUUUUUUCUUCUAUUUGUAUUGUUUUACCAAAGAAGGGAAUAUAUAAUGAACACACAUCUACCUCAUUUGUUAUAGACUGUGCCAACAACAUAAUCACAGCAGCCAGUUUUUAACCAUAGCCUUUCUGGUCCAGAUUCCCUCACGCCUGUGUGAACCAGAGGCUGGAGAACACUGGGUUUCACAGCUUCAUCUGCUUUGCUUGUUUUUCUUUGUCAAUCGCAUUUUUAUGCAUGGGAAAAUAAACUAUCAGAAGGAUUCUAUUUUAUGUAUACAGCUGGUCAGAUCAAUGUUGAUUUGAUCGAUGUUCAUUUGUACAGUAUCGAUAUUUGUUGAAUCAGAUCUGAAAUUCAUCUCUUGAAACAUAUCUUAAGUUAAAGGGUUAGUUCACCCUAAAAUGUUUAUUCUGUCAUCAUUUGUACUCAUCCUCAUGCCGUUAUAAACCCGUAAGAGAUUCUGUUCUUCCUAAAAACACAGUUUAAGAUAUUUGUAUUGUAUUGUAUUUACAUUUAGUCAUUUAGCAGACGCAUUUCUGUCCAAAGCAACUUACAAAAGAAGAGGCAUUCAGCAAUUCAACAAGAAGGGGCAAUACAUGUUAAUAUUUAUGUUGAGAUUCUGUUCACCCAGAGCUCUGAUGCCAAAAAACGACAUUGUAAAAUAAAUCUAAAUGUAUCAAGCAGUUUAUUCUAAGGGUUUUGAAGAGGCGUUACUGCUUUAUAUGAUGAACAGAAUUGACUUUGGGCUUUUAUUCAUAUAUUAACAUUGUUCAAAAGCAGAAGUUCUACCUCACCCAAUGCCAGUUGCAUCAGUAAGUUUGCAGCCCUGAAUAUGGAAUUGUGUAAGAUUAGCUGUACAGACUUGGAGUGAGAAAUAACAGAGCGACGUACGAACAAUAACUUGUUUCUUUUGCCAGAUCUUGGUCGAACAACCAAUAACACUUCUAAUAAGACCAGUGGAAAAUCUUAAUACAUUAUUUAAAAACAAUACCAAUAUAUCGCUGUCCACGUUUGACCACUUUAGCAACUCUAAUUAAAGCUGAUAGAUUUAUCCGCAGAGCCUAAAAAAAACAAGCCAAUAGAUGAUUAAAAUAAAUAAACAUGGCAAUACUUCAGGCGCAAAUAAAUCACAAUGCAAUCUUGGAAGGUUUGGUGUUGUAAUAUUAAAUUGGUCAAAGAUAGCGAAUACACCUCUUGAACACAUCCUCUUGCCUGACAAUCAGUUAUCAAUCAUCAUGUUUGGUCAUAUUCUGUAAGCUUCAAACUAUUUAGACAACAUCUUUAUAUCCUGAAGCGUUUAGUUUAGCCUAUACAUUGCUAAUCUCUCUGGUUGUCCACUAUAAGAAGUUUGCAAAUUUAAGAUUAAAUAUGAAGUAGUCUUUAUUGUGCAAACGUUGUAGAUUAAGCAGCUAUUAUAGAGUGUUUUAAUAAUAAUUGUUAUCCAUGCUAAUGUAACAUGUAACCCACCGGUCCUACUGCACCCAACCCAAAUCAGCGAUUUGCUCUAACAAGGAGGCUUAAGACCUUGGCCUUUGGUGUCUGUUGCUAAAGCACUUUUAGAGGUCAGAGGAGUGAGGGUUACCUGCAUAGCACUUUGCUAGCUGGCCUUCAUUACACUCACCCCGAUAAACCUCUCUCCUAUCCCGGACGAGCUCCCACAAGAAUCCUGCGCUCUGAGCUUGGGCAUGGGAGUCGGUUGCUCUAACAUAGCACUUUGCUAGCUGGCCUCCAUUGCGCUAAUAAAUAUACAUAUAUAUAUACAUAUAUAUAUAUAUAUACACACACACACGUGUUACUGGCAUGACAAAAUAUUUAUCAAAAUAUUUCAAUAUAUCAAAAAAAAAUGCCCUAAACAUAUUGAAGUACUUCUAACAGGUGCAGAGUGAUUUCUAAAACAAUAAAUGAUUUAAAGAAGUAAUAAUUCUGAAUGUAAGAUUACAUAAAUGUUAGAAAGUGCCCAAAAAGUGACCACCCUCCUCCCCUUCAUUCCCUUCACUGCUUCAUGCAGCUUCAAAAACUUUAUGAAUCUUUUAUUUUGAAUCAGUGGUGUAGAACGCAUAAGACUUACUCCAACCCUGGCUCAUUCUGAAAACGUAGUCCCAUUGGCUGUUUCUGGAGGCCGCAAAAUCUGUCCCGGGAGGUACGUAUUUUUGCAGUUUUUGUUUUCGCGAAUCCGCGAGAGGCCGCUGUGUGUUAAAAUGUCUCUCGUGAGUGCUGUUCUUUCGUAAACCCACCAGAUGCCGCUGUCGACUGACUGAAUGAUUAAAUGGGCAACCCCCCAAUAGAACGACCCACCGUCCUCCUUCCCUAACCCCAACCAAUUUUACAGAUUGACCCACCCGCUCGCUUACUUCCCUAAAAAAAAAAAAAAAGAAAACCCCUUGAUUUUUACCACGUUUUCGGACACAUCCCCACCCUGUUGUUCACUCGUUAGUUUUAUUUUUUUGGUUUUGUUUUUGUCUUACCUGAUUUCUGGAACUGCUCUUCCCUGGACUUGAACCCGGUUGUGGUCAUCGUCAACUCCUCUUUGCAUCUCAAGUCCGGCGACGUACACGACGAGCUAACUGGACAAACGGUUGCGAUGGGAAAGCCUUCCACAUGGAGGUAAGCGGUCAGCCGGUAAGCGACAAAAGGAACUGCGUCAUACCUCCCCGUAGCAUUUGCUUAAAAAUGAAAUGCAGCCAUACGUACAUCCAGCUAAAUAUUUUGCGGUCUCCAGAAACGUCCGCGGGACUACGUUUUCAGAAUGAGCCUGUGUUGACUUAAUCAGUUUGUCUUCGUGAAUCUUUAAAAGCUUCAGUUUUUGGGUGAAUAGACUUUCAGUUAAAGGACAUGAUUGUAUCAUAUUUUCUGAAAAUGAUUGGUAACACUUUACAAUAUUGUUGUAUUUGGUGAUGUUACUUAAUAUAUUUACUAACAUUAUCGUAAAGUGUGACCAGAUUAUUUCCAUAGUCUGAUUAGCUAGAAAUGACAUAAGGUGGAGCAAAUGAUGACAGAAUUUUAAUUUUGGUGAACAAAUCCUUCAAGCUGCGACCUCAGGCAAGUGUUUCAGCUCACGGUUUGCAGCAGUUCCAUCGAUGCCAGUGUUUGAGUCCUCAUUUCUCUUCACAACCUAAUGUGGCUGUCCAAAAAAAAACAAUUACGUAUUCUAAAUUAAAACGAACUAAAUCUCUUAUUUUCUUUUAAUGGGAUUUGAUGUUGAGACAUGUUCAGAACAGGACUUAUUUUUUACAAAAACCAAAGAUGAGACAAUAUUGUCAGGUUGAUAGUUUCCAACCUCAAAUUGUCAGUCUUAACUUUAACCCUCAAACAGCGGAGAAGUGUUUUGAUUUUGAUCCUGCUGUGGUAAAACAUGAUUAUAAAGCACUUGGGUCUAAAUGUUUUAGAGAAGGCCAAGCUGUUUAUUCAGUGAGUCUCAGCGCACGAAUGGCAAUCUAAGAAUGUAAUCGCUGUUUCUGGAUUUUAGCACAACCUAAGGAGUAAACCUGACCAUCAUGUUGUUGUUGUUGUUGUUGUUGUAUAGGUGCGAGGAUUAAUGGAGAUAUAGAGUCUAUAUUUAUGUGGAAUUACAGAGGGCACAAUCAAUGCACAAUUGUCUGAUUCCUGUUGUUGGAUGUAAUUUACCUCUUGAUCAGCUUAUGAAGAGACUUAUUUUGUCCCAGCAGUGGCACAGUCUAUUCCUUCACAUGACUGUCUGUGGUCUCUUCCCCAAACUGCAGAGAUUUCUAGCGCAAAUCCUGGACGAACUCUGGAGAGAGAAAAAACAUAGUCAGAGCGAUUCCAUAACCAAAGCUUUAACCAAACCACUCUCACAGGCUUACUGAUGACAAUGUAAGAACAUUUGUUCGUUAAACAAACAAGAAAAGACUAUCAUUUUAAUAAAGGUUAAGAAAAAAAAAGAUUCACUCAUGUGCUUAAAGAAUAUCAUGUUGUUUACCUUGUUUAGCUAUGAUGUCAACGAUGCUAUGCUGGUAGAUUUUAGAUCCUAUUAUACGCUGUGUAUGAAGCUUAUUUUCCUUUUAUUCACUUUGGAUAAAUCCAGUGCAUUAUGGGAAAGCUGGAUUGUGGUGCUCAGGGGUUAAAAAAAGAAGAAAAAAAACUGGUUAAAGUUUUUUUUUUUUUUCCGUUUGUUUUGUUUGUUUUGCCAUUGACUUGUAGCAUAAUUAGAAAUAAAGUACUGCUUUCCACUUUAAUGUCCAGUUGAGUUUUUCCUUUUGAUUUGAAAUGAUGUAAUAAAUGUCUUCUUUCAAAAC